Anguilla anguilla (European eel) is the source of this 1483-nucleotide messenger RNA. RefSeq names its product endonuclease domain-containing 1 protein-like. Gene Ontology annotation, molecular function: nucleic acid binding; hydrolase activity; metal ion binding. Bases 127 to 975 code for a protein of 282 amino acids. Lineage: Eukaryota; Metazoa; Chordata; Actinopteri; Anguilliformes; Anguillidae. The transcript has 4 exons. The record is from RefSeq and is a predicted model, not a curated record.
GUCAAGGAAGGAUGUAAAAGGCUGUGAGGGGGGAGAUUUUUGGCAGAUUUUUGGAGACACACUUCUGAUCAACACCAGCCUUUUUCUCUGAGUACCAACCCAUUCCAACAGUGAGACCAAACAAAGAUGCAGGUCUUGGCAGCGUUGUGCUUCCUUGUCUUGGCACACCUGCCCCCCCUAAGGGGGGAGGUAGUGGGAAGCUUCCAGGACGUCCCGGACUGCCUGGACUUCUUCUACGAGGGCUGGGUGCCCGAGUGGGGCGCGGCCAAUCCUAACGCCGCCCGUUUGUGUCAGCGAUUAAACAACCGCUACCACUUCGCCACGCUGUACGACACGAGCAACCGCAUCGCCAUCUACUCCGCCUACCUCUUUCAGACCAAAGACAAUAAAUCGACAGAGAAUGAAUGGUGUAUAGAGCCACAGCUUGUGAACAUGAGCUGGGAGAAAGACAUGAAGGAUGAGAAGGACCUCAAAGGAGACAAAGACAAAGUUAACGUGUACUUCGGUGAGAGGCAGGCUCUUGAUGAGGACUACUUAAAGUCUAAGUAUGACCGUGGGCACCUCAAUCCAAAACAACACCAAUCAGGGGACAGCCGUCAGGCCACGUUCACACUCACCAACGUGGUGCCACAGAACCGCAAUCUGAACAAUGGUAACUGGAGCAAGUAUGAGACGGAUCUGCAAAUAAACCUCACAAGGUGCUGGAAGGCCUACGUGCUGGUGGGCGCCAUCCCUUCCAAUAACACCUGGAUCGGCAUGAACAACACCAAGCGGGUCAACGUCCCCAAAUACAUCUGGAACGCCUACUGCUGCCUGGGCAAAAAGAGCCAGCCCCUCCAUAGCGGGGGGGCCAUAGCUCCUAACACUGACCCAACCCGUGUCAAGAGGCACACUCUCUCAGAGCUGAAACUGCUCCUGGGUCAGUACACCAACUCACCAGUGGAGGAGCUCUUUCACAACAACUGUGAAGCUUAGAGGAGUAUGGUAUGUUAGAGAGCUGUAGUCAGACACACCCCACACCCCACUCUUUAUAUGUUUCUGUGCCAGUUAACAUAUGAGAGUCAUUUACUUCCCUGUAAUUCCCAUUGCCCAUAAGCUUAUUAUCUAAUACAUGCACCAAAACUCACCUAUUUGCACUUUAGGCAUUUGGCUGAUGCUUUAACCAAAGUGACUUAAAGAAAGGAGCACUUAAUAUGGUAAGAACAACCCCACUAGAAAAAGGCAACACUGUAAUCUCACUCCCCAUUCAGCUUUUAAAUAAUCAACAUUGUUUAAUUUCGAUGUGGUUACAGCUACUGUAAUAAUGGAAGUAAAGACAAACUUCCGUGGGUCAAUAACACAUUUAUUAUGUAGCUAACCAUGCCUGCUUCCACACACACACACACACACACACACACACACACACGCGCGCACACCUGUCCCUGGCUCUCAUAAAUGUCUGCGUGAUUCUGCCAUUCACAAUAAAGGCUUAAUUCUUCAGUAA